AUGCUCGCCCACACGCGCCUCCCGCCUCCGCCUCCGCCUCCGCAUCCCGCCCAAAUCCUGCCCGCCCGCCUCGCCGGAGGCGGCGGUGUGGAGUUCCGCCGCAAGCUCCACUUCCUCUCGGCCGAGCUCCAUCUCGACCCGUUCCCGCUCCUCGCCCUUCAUCCUGAGCUCCGCUCCGCGCCGCUCGCGCUUCUCCAUGCCUCCCUCCGCCUCCUCCUCUCACACGGACUCUCCGCCGGCGACGCCUCCCGCGUCUUCUCGGCAUUCCCGUCGCUCCUCACCUCUCCUCCUGAGGAGUCCCUCCGCUUCCUCUCCGCCGCCGCGCCGCUGCCCCCUCCUCUCCUCCGCGUCGCGGUGGUCCGUUCCCCUCGCCUCCUCGCAGCGUCCAUCCCGGAUACCCUCCGCCCCGCGCUUUACUUCCUUCGCCACCGCGUUUCCCUGCGACGGAGACCCCUUCCGCUCGCUGCUGCCCUGCUCCUCGCUUUCUCCGUCGACCGCACACUCCUCCCCAAGCUCCUCUUCCUUGGCAAAGCCACGGGGCUCCCAGACCCCGCCAUCUGCACCAUUAUUCGCCGCGCCCCCGCCAUUCUCUCCUAUGGUAUCGAGACCAACCUCACGCCCAAGCUCAAGUUCCUCGCUGACGGCAUGGGCAUGGAACCAGCCGCGGAGCUCACCGAGUUCCCACACUACUUCGCGUUCAGCUUGGAGGGGAGGAUCAAGCCGAGGCACCAAGCAUUGAGGCUGAGGGGCGUUGAUAUGUCACUAAAGGAAAUGCUCACGAGCAGCGAUGAUGAGUUCAAGGAGCGGAUCUUAGAUGCAACGCUGUCGAGCAAUAUGCAGAGGAUGUGA
Triticum turgidum subsp. durum (durum wheat) is the source of this 849-nucleotide messenger RNA. NCBI's taxonomy places the organism in Eukaryota, Viridiplantae, Streptophyta, Magnoliopsida, Poales, Poaceae. The record is from the annotation of a GenBank genome assembly.